GUCUUCUGCUUCGCGAUAUCAACUACAUUCUAAACAAUGGCCCCCAAGAAAGACAAAGCUGAUGCUUCCAAGGCACCUCUGAUCAGUAUUACCGCUCCUAAGGAGGAGGACUUCCCCUCCUGGUACCAGCAGGUCCUCACCAAGGGUGAGAUGCUCGAGUACUACGAUGUCUCUGGCUGCUACAUCAUGAAACCCGGCUCCUACUCUGUCUGGGAGAAGAUCCAAAGCUGGUUCGACGGACAGAUCAAGGAGCUCGGCGUCCAGAAUGCUUACUUUCCUAUGUUUGUCUCCUCGCGAGUUUUGGAGAAGGAGAAGGAUCACGUUGAAGGCUUCGCCCCCGAAGUUGCCUGGGUCACCAAGGCCGGAGAAACUGAUCUCGAGGAGCCCAUCGCUAUCCGUCCUACCUCAGAGACCGUCAUGUACCCCUACUACGCAAAGUGGAUCCGCAGUCAUCGCGAUCUGCCCCUGAAGCUCAACCAGUGGAACUCCGUCGUCCGAUGGGAGUUCAAGCACCCCCAGCCUUUCAUUCGUACUCGUGAGUUCUUGUGGCAGGAAGGCCACACCGCUUUCUUGACCCGCGAAGAGGCCGAGAAGGAGGUUCUCCAGAUCCUCGACUUGUACGCUCGUGUGUACGAGGAGCUUCUCGCUGUGCCCGUCAUCAAGGGCCGCAAGACCGAGAAGGAGAAGUUCGCCGGUGGUUUCUUCACCACCACCACCGAGGGAUACAUCCCUGCCACCGGCCGUGGAAUCCAGGGCGCGACCUCGCACUGCUUGGGCCAGAACUUCUCAAAGAUGUUUGGUAUCACUGUCGAGGACCCCAACAAGACUGGCGAGAAAAUCAACGUCUGGCAAAACAGUUGGGGUCUUUCCACCCGUAGCAUCGGUGUCAUGGUCAUGGUCCACGGUGACGAUAAGGGCUUGGUCAUGCCUCCCCGCGUCGCGCAGUACCAGGUCGUCGUCAUCCCCUGCGGAAUCACUGCAAAGACAACCGAGGAAGACAAGGCAAACAUCAACAACGGAGUCGAGGAUAUCGCCGCGAGAUUGAAGAAGGCCGGUGUCCGCGUCGUCGCCGAUACCAGAGACAACUACUCCCCCGGCUGGAAGUUCUCCGACUGGGAACUCCGAGGUGUGCCUCUCCGCGUCGAGUUCGGCCCCAAGGAUUUCCAGAAGCAGCAGGUUACCACCGUCCGCCGUACGACCGGCGCGAAGGAGUCCAUCGACCUCUCUGCCAUCGAGACCGCGAUCCCUGAGACCCUCGAGGCCAUCCACGCCGAGAUGUACCAGAAGGCCAAGGACCAGUUCGACUCGCACGUCAUCCGGGUCACCAAGUGGGAGGACUUUAUUCCCGCGCUCAACGCCAAGAACUUGGUUCAGAUCCCGUGGUGCGGUGUGAUGCAGUGCGAGGAGGAGAUCAAGGAGAAGUCUGCGAGACAGGAGUCCACCGAGGCCGAGGACGAGCGCGCGCCUUCGAUGGGUGCCAAGAGCUUGUGUAUUCCUUUCGACCAGCCUGAGGGCAUCGUCAAGGGCGAGACCAAGUGCGCUGCUUGCGGAAAGGAUGCGGUUGAGUGGUGUAUGUUUGGAAGAAGUUACUAAUUUUCUUUUUCCCUUUUUUAUUCUGAAUCUUUGCAGUCAUGUACAUCACAAAUGCAUUAAUCUUUUUAAAAUCAAUCAAGAGUUCUUAGAUUAAGAU
This is a messenger RNA of Myxozyma melibiosi, 1690 nucleotides long. RefSeq lists its product as uncharacterized. Gene Ontology annotation, cellular component: cytoplasm; aminoacyl-tRNA synthetase multienzyme complex. The record is from RefSeq and is a predicted model, not a curated record. NCBI's taxonomy places the organism in Eukaryota, Fungi, Ascomycota, Lipomycetes, Lipomycetales, Lipomycetaceae. Gene Ontology annotation, molecular function: proline-tRNA ligase activity; ATP binding. Gene Ontology annotation, biological process: prolyl-tRNA aminoacylation. Bases 37 to 1593 code for a protein of 518 amino acids. The transcript has 5 exons.